AGGUCCGUUUGGUUUGGUACCUAUACAGUCCACCACCAGUCGCUCUGCCCUGUUUUUUGUCAUAAAAACGGGCGUUCCAUUUAGGAUUUAUCGAAUCUCACUACAGUUGUGAAUCCUGCCAUAAGAAGAUACUGAAGUGAGCUGUAUCGGUGUGGGGACAGCAUCAACGGAUUCCAAUGCCUUCCAGGCACCAGUCUAAGAUGGGGAAUUGAAGAGGCCCCUACCAGGAACAUCACCCUCAGCAGUUCCCAGUCCUGCCCACUGUCUGUGGACUGAGUCGACAGCAUGAAGGGGCUCUCCAACAGUCGCAGCCACCACCAUGUGGUAACCUGUGAACCUGGUUCGUACGAUGCCCUGGGCCACGGUCCCCACCCCGACCGCAAGCCCUACCUGAUCAACCCGAUGGACGUGCCCAUGUCGCACCUGUCCGACCACCCCUACUACGCCCAGGUCCAGAACCAGAUCCAGCAGAGCCAGAAGAACCACGCGGCCUUCCCCUCCGACAGCAGUGUGGUGCCGUACGGGACCUUCCCCAGACGACACUACAGCGGCUCGCACCAGGAACUGAAGGAUCGGACGGGGAUUGACGACUGCGCUGCUGUGGUGCCCUACGGCAACGCGGUCCCCAAAAAGGGGGUCAACGUCCGCCUGCCCGUCAACCUGCUGGACCAGUUUGAACGGCAGCCGUCGUUCGCCCGGGACGGCUACCACACUCUGCAGUACAAGAGGACGGCUCUGGAGCAGCGCAGUGACAGCCCCGGGCGCAUCCGCCACCUGGUCCACUCGGUCCAGAAACUCUUCGCCAAGUCCCACUCCCUGGAGGGGCCGCACACGCACUCCAAGCAGGGCAGCAUCAAUGGCAGCAGGAACAGCCCAGAGAGCGAGACGCCGCCCACGCAGAAGCACCGCAAACGCAGCAAGAGCAGGGAGCGCUGCAAGUCGGCCGAGCCCAAGCACCGAAGCCCCACCUCGGGUUACUGGAGCUCAGACGACAUACUGGAGGACUCGGACGUCUGCCACGGCCACAGUCUUUUCCACAGCCCCGCCGGGGUGAUGACCAUGGGCCGUCACCCGGACAAGUACCCGGACAAGUCCCAGUCGCAGUACUUCAUGGAGACCUUCAACACCCUCAGCGAGCACGCCCUGAAAACAUCGCGCAGCAACAACGACCUAGUAAAGCACAACUGCGUGCCGUCCCAUAUUCCCAUAAGCAUCGACGGCCAGCUCAUGAAGAAGAGCUCGUGGUCGUCCAGUCUCACGGUGAGCAGGGCUCGCCAAGUCUACCAGAAGGCUUCAGUAAACUUAGAUCAGAAAGGGCUUUUGAAAUCUGAGGCUUGUCAGCAGGAGCGCUCAUGCCAGUUCUUGCAGGUGCCCCAGGACGAGUGGAGUGGCUUCUCGCCAUUGGGUGGGAAGGAGGACGACAUUCCGUGUCGACGCAUGCGGAGCGGGAGCUACGUAAAGGCUAUGGCCGAGGAGGAGGACAGCGGGGACUCUGAGGGAAGUCCUAAGCCUUCGCCAAAGAUCCAGGCCCAAGGUCGACGGGCUAGCUAUCUCAAAGCAACUCAGCCAUCAUUAACCGAAAUGACCACUUUAAAGAUCUCCAACGAGCACUCCCCGAAGCUGCAGAUCCGGAGCCACAGCUACCUUCGGGCGGUGAGUGAAGUUUCGAUCAAUAGGAGCCUGGACACCCUGGAUCCCAAAGGGCUCCUGGACCCCAAAGCGCUGCUCUCCUCACCCCAAUACCGCUCACGAAACGAAAGCUACAUGAGGGCUAUGAGCACCAUCAGCCAGGUGAGUGAGGUGGAGGUGAACGGGCAGAUAGAGCAGGUGUGUGAGCAGGUUUUCAGCAAGAUGGAAUCGCAGGCCAUGGAUGCUUUGGACCUGCCCAUGCCGGGCUGCUUCCGCAUGCGUAGCCACAGCUAUGUGAGGGCUAUGGACCAGGGCUGCUCAGAGGAUGAGGGGACGUCAUUGCUGCCCGCUUCCCCCCCCAGGACAACCACCACCACUGUCAGGACCAUCCAGAGCAGCACCGUGUCGUCGUGCAUCACCACCUAUAAGAAGACUCCCCCGCCGGUGCCCCCCCGCACCACCACCUCCAAGCCCUUCAUCUCCAUCACAGCCCAGAGCAGCACCGAGUCUGCCCAGGACGUCUACAUGGACCAGGGGAGCAGGGACAGCCACCCGCGGGGAGACAUGACCCUCCAGUCAGGCCUUUCUAACUCUAGCGAGAGUAUCGACAGCAUGAAGGCCCUAACGGCGGCCAUCGAGGCUGCCAACGCUCAGGUCCAUGGCCCCGCCAGUCAGCAUGUCUCCAACAGCAGCAUCACCAGCACCUCUGGCCUGCCCCAGAUCAAUGAGGACGGCAGGAAGGAGCAGGGCAGGAGGACCAAGUGCCAGCUGUCCAUUGGCAUCCAGGUGGAUGGGCCAGAAGAGGAAGGUCUGGAGAUGGAGGACCAGUCCAAGUUCCAAUCUAUUGGGGUUCAGGUGGAGGAUGAGAGGGGGUACCGGCGGUUCACCCGUUCCAACAGUGUGACCGCAGCAGUACAGGCAGAUUUGGACCUCCCAGACAUGUUGGACAGCCCCCUGGACUCCCCGGAGACGGACCUACCAUCCUCAGGCUCCGUGUCCCGCCAGUACUCCCGCGAUGCCGCCACCUCACCAGCGUCGGCCUCCACCGUCAGCAUCCAAGGCUCGGGGAACCACUACCACGCCUGUGCCUCAGACGACUACGACAACGUCGGCUUUGACCCGUCCAUCCUGCCCCCGCCUGACCCCUGGAUUGACAGCGUGACCGAAGAUCCCCUGGACGUGGUGCAGAGGUCCGUGUGCCAAAGGGAUGGCCGCUGGUUCCUCAAGCUGCUGCAGGCUGAGACAGACCGCAUGGAGGGCUGGUGCCGACAGAUGGAGCAGGACGAACAGGAGAACGACCUGCCAGAUGACAUCUUGGGGAAAAUCAGGCUUGCUGUGGGAAGUGCCCAGCUGCUGAUGUCACAGAAGUUCCAGCAGUUCCGGGAGCUCUGUGAGGAGAACCUGAUCUGGGAUCAGAACCCCAACGCCCACCUGCGGCCCAUCUCUCAGGACCUGGCUGGUUUCUGGGACAUGCUCCAGCUGUCUAUCGAGAACAUCAGCCUAAAGUUUGAUGAGCUGCACCAGCUUAGGGCCAAUAACUGGAGGCCCUUGGACCCCCCAGAGAGAAAGGAGAAACGGAUCCCCCCUCCUGUGCCAAAGAAACCCCCUAAAGGUCACCCUCCCCUGGCCCGUGACAGGUCCCUGGAGAGCUCAGAGAAACAGCGGCUGGACGCGCGCAAGCGAUUGAUGGCCGCCAAGCGGGCUGCUUCGGUGCGCCAGAACUCGGCCACUGAGAGCGCAGACAGCAUCGAGAUCUAUAUCCCAGAGGCUCAGACCAGGCUAUGAGCCCCACGGCUGGCACAUCUUCACGGAAACACACACGCACAUACACCCUGGUUCACACAAACAGAUGCACUUACAUCUCACACACAAAGGUAAACACACACGGAAGCUUUGAAGGCCAUGGCUCCUGUGGCCACACAAACCUACUACUGAUAACUGAGCCAGAGACAAAAUAGAGUAAAAGUAUACUUAAGUGUUUUAUAUCCACUGUAGUGGUACUUUAGUAUAUGAUAUAGUAUUUUAAAUAGAUUCAAUUACUAUUUAAACAGUAAUAGGUACACUUAAUGGGAGUUUUUCUUUAGCAUGUUAGACCUCAUUUUAAUACUUGGAGUGUUAAUUGUUUUGGUUGAAGUUCCAUUUCUGAGGUUUAUUAUUUUCUAGUUGCGUGCACGAGCCAUAUACCACAGUUGCCGGAUACAACCAAAUAAAUUAUUCGAAACAUCCUGACAAUAAACUACACAACCAGCUGAUUUACUUGAGGUCUAUAAAUGCAAAAAACACUUCCCUAUUAUCAUCAUGUGUGCCACUCUAACCGUUUCUUCCUGCUUUGUCUCAGAACUAAUUUCUAAAUCUGCACACUGCGAGUCUCACAUAGCCACGUACACCUCCAAAAUCCCACCCAGUCUGGUUCUCAAGGCUAGUGUAUUGAGGCCACUUUCUAGGGCUACAGUGUUUAAUCCAUAUUUUAGUAUGCAAAGACACGCAGCCUGUAUGUCCGCUCAGUUUUGUCAGUAGGCGGAACCACACCGAAUCUAACACAGCUGAAGUAGCUAAUACGUUGUCUUCAAAUGCACAACUGGUAAAAAUGUUUGCAGAAAAAAUACUAAAUCUAAUUUUUUAAGGCCCCCAAAGGCAUUUUCCAGAAAGGACAAAGGUGCCCUAGAAUGUACCUGAGGCUGAUGUUUAAGAAACUCUGCCCAUGUUAAAGCAACACCAAGUGGAGACUGUUCAGAAGAUGUUUUGGGGUGAGUCUGACCACUGAAAUAGAUGGGUUGUGCAUGCGACUAGACAGCCACUGGAUGUUAGUGGAAAAUGAGGUCCAACAGUCUAAAAACUUAAAUAACCUGUUAACUGUUAAAAUGAGUUAGAAUGGACCCAUGUAUUAAUUACUUCACUAUACAUGUAAUAUAUGAUUGGA
This is a messenger RNA of Esox lucius (northern pike), 4549 nucleotides long. It is a transcript of the gene dlgap1a, whose product is annotated as discs, large (Drosophila) homolog-associated protein 1a. Gene Ontology annotation, cellular component: postsynaptic specialization; glutamatergic synapse. The coding region runs from base 286 to 3414 and encodes 1042 amino acids. Gene Ontology annotation, molecular function: molecular adaptor activity. The transcript has 12 exons. Gene Ontology annotation, biological process: signaling. The record is from RefSeq and is a predicted model, not a curated record. Lineage: Eukaryota; Metazoa; Chordata; Actinopteri; Esociformes; Esocidae.